AUGCCGUCUCUAUCAACCGGUUAUGCGCCCAAUUUGGGCGUUUUUUUAAAAUCUCUCAAGUCGCAGCAACUUGAGGCUUCAAUUGAAAAUCUAAUCUCACUUUUGAAGCGACGUCAGAUCAAGAACUCCAGGCCGUGCGCGAUCGCAACUGCGCAUUUACUCCUCCGUGUCGUUGCUAGAUUCAAGUGGACCGAUGUUGGAAAACUUCUUGAGCGCAUCCAGGAGGUGGGUCAACGGCUCAUCCAAGCUCAACCAAGAGAAAUGGUGGUUGGCAAUAUUGUACGAAGGGUCUUAGGCAUGAUUCGAGAUGAGGCAAAGGAGGAUCGCAACGAAGAUGCCAGCGAUUCAGCUUCGAAUAGCCAGUUGAGCUCUCCGAAACGUCAGAGCAGCGACCUUGGACAUCUCAGAAAUGCUGGUGGGCCACCUACUGCCUUCAGCCCGCUGCGUUUCGAUUCUAAGGAUGUGGUCCAAGCCAUGGAUUCAAAUAGCGACGAUUCAUUUGGAAGCAAGUCCUCUGCCAACCAUCGCCCACCCUUAAUCACGUCGCACACCUCUUAUGCUGUGACGAACAACGUGCCCGUCCAACACUCAAUGUUCAAUUUGCUCUCGGCCAUGCCCUCACCACUCGCAACUCCCCCGGGUGUCUCCUCACCACAAGGGCGGUCUUCUGUAAACAUGUCAUCAGUUGCACAUAGAGCAGCUGCAAGUUCCAACGAUUUAAAAGCGGAAGUCAUUAGUGGAAUCGAGGAGAUUAUUGAUGAGCUCGACCAAGUCGAUGAACAGAUUGCCUCAUAUGCCCAAGAACAUAUACACUCCAAUGAAACAAUACUCACGCACUCCUCAUCAAGAAGUGUUCAAAAAUUCCUUCUGAAAGCCGCCGAAAAGCGGAAAUUUACGGUCAUUGUCGCAGAGUCCUAUCCAAAUGAUCAUGAGGCGACACACGCUGCAGUUGCAGGAAAGAGCAAGUCUUCUUUAGAUGAUUCAGACGAUAUGGACUCGGACACUUUUUUGAAACCACUACCAAAAGCUGGCAUAACUGUCAUUCAAGUCACUGAUGCAGCCAUCUUUGCUGUGAUGUCAAGAGUAAAUAAAGUCGUGCUAGCCACACACGCUGUCAUUGCGAAUGGUGGCUUGAUAGCAGCUGCUGGCGCACGCGGCAUUGCGAAGGCAGCAAGUUUUCACAAAACUCCUGUGAUUGUAGUUAGUGGUGUCUACAAACUCAGUCCAGAGUAUCCUUUUGAAUUUGAGUCAUUGAUAGAGUAUGGCGACCCAGGAAGCAUCAUCAGUUACCACGAUGGCCCUCUGGUGGAUAGUGUGGAAGUUGACAAUCCCGUGUAUGAUUAUGUCCCACCUCACCUUGUUGACCUUUAUAUCACAAAUCUAGGAGCACAUGCACCAUCUUAUCUGUACCGAAUCGUCGAGGAUCAUUACAAGGCUGAAGACACGAACUUUCACAAUCCAGAAUUCCAAUAUUAA
Glarea lozoyensis ATCC 20868 is the source of this 1476-nucleotide messenger RNA. RefSeq names its product NagB/RpiA/CoA transferase-like protein. Gene Ontology annotation, biological process: translational initiation. Lineage: Eukaryota; Fungi; Ascomycota; Leotiomycetes; Helotiales; Helotiaceae. Gene Ontology annotation, cellular component: eukaryotic translation initiation factor 2B complex. Gene Ontology annotation, molecular function: guanyl-nucleotide exchange factor activity; translation initiation factor activity. The record is from RefSeq and is a predicted model, not a curated record. The coding region runs from base 1 to 1476 and encodes 491 amino acids. The transcript has 3 exons.